GACACUGAAAUGUCAGUCCGUCAGUGUACGUGCGACUGUUUACAGAAAUCCUAGAAUUAAAACAGUUUCAAAAAGCUUUAAAAAGAAAAGCUAAAAUGGACAAUUGUGAUUUGGAGAAGCUUGCAAUUUCGGGACAGACGUUGCAGCCUGCGUUCAAAGCAGAUGUAACAAUUUAUCAAGUUACUGUUGCAAGCGAUGUCGACCAGGUUACAUUGGACCUGCUCACAAGUGACUGCGGAGCCUGUUAUAAAAUCCGUUGUGGUGAUGGCUCAAAGUCCAUCAAACUGAAUGAUGGAUUGAAUUUGGUUGAAAUAGAGGUGGUAGCCGAGGAUGGCACCUCCAAAAAAUAUUGCAUUGAGGUCACCAAACUGUCUGCGAGAACUGCAGAGUUGAGUGACCUUACAAUUGAAGGAAAUGUUCAAUUACAACCUACAUUUUCGGCAAACAUCUAUGAUUACUCAAGCACAGUUCCUUUCUACUGUAACUCUGUGACCAUACUGCCCAAAGUUCCUGAUAAAAACAUGAACGUUUCAGUGAAUGAAGAAAGUGAUUCCCAACCUUCUCCAUUGACUGUUGGAGAAACUGUCGUCAGUAUCAAGGUCUUAUCAGCAGAUGGCAGCAAUUCUCAGAUGUACUAUGUGUUGGUGAUGCGAGAGCAGCUUCCCAUGGCUGUGUCUUUCUGUGACGUGAAAGAGCAGGUGUACUAUGAGUGCCCUGUCACUCUGACGGCCCUCUACAGACCUAUAUCCAUCAACCAAAGUGAUCCACAGCACCUGUUCUCAGCCCCCUACAUUGACAUGCUGGCGAGAAGGUCGAAGGUCGACCCGCUAAACGAGUGUCCCCUCGGAGACAGCUGGAAGGUUCUGGAACACGACCUGGACAAGACCAUGUCUUCUGCCCUGGUCAAGUGCUUCUUUGCAUACCGAGGAUGUGAGAGUGUGAUGAAACUGGCUGAAGUGGGGUCACAUGCACUGGAGUGUCCACACAAACCCUCAGCGGACCUGGACCAAAAGGACGUCACUGAGACAAGCUGGUACAAGAAGCAUUUUGCAUCCUCGACCUGCUUGGAGAUAGAGACGAAACACACCUUGGAGGUGCAUAACUGGGAGAAGAGACUACAAAAGGCAAUAGGACAGGAUAAUGUCGAUAAUCUGUGUUACCUGGCCCAAGACAAUCUGAAACUCUACAGAGAGCGUCUGCCCAAACCAGGUGACCUGCUGCAGUAUGAGGAUGGUCAGUCUCCUCUGGACUGUCUGGAGCAGGCUGCUGUCUAUUAUGCCUCAGCCAUCAAGCUGAAGCCACGAGACCCCAGACUCCACUUCCUCCUGGGGCUGGCCCUGGAGGAGCAACACUAUGCAGCAGAGAUGUAUGGACUGAGGAGGAAAGCUGAUGGGGACGUUGAGGACCUAAGCAGUGCCAAGUCCACGGCGCGUCAGGAUGACAUCCUGGCUGUGUGUAAGCUGCAUGGCUUCCCUGGCACGCCUACCCUGGAGAACCAGCUACAGGCCCUGGACACAGAGUACCACCAGUUGAAAGAGCAGGGCCAGUCGGGCAAGGCAGACUACAUCCAGACCCUGUUCAUCUUCCUCUCCAAGAAGGCAGGCAAGGAUGGCAGUGUGGGCGUUGGGGACGAAGAGAGCUGUAUUCACCGGGCCCUGCUGAAGUACCUGGAUGCCUGGUCACUGAACCAGGACUUCUGGGAGUACAAUCUCCACGUGGGGCGUAUGCUGCUGCUGCAGAAGAGGAACACGGAGGCACUGCAGCACCUGCAGACCGGGCUGGCCCUGCGGCCCUCACAGCCAGCACUUAGGUUCUUCACAGGUCUGGCUCUACUGCUACAGGAGGAAGCCUCAGAGGCUGUGGAGAAGGAGGCAGCCCUGUUUUUACAACAAGGCCUGGAGCAUGUUAUAGCACAGUACUGCAACACGGAGAACAACUACAGUGGUUUGGAGCAGAGCGUGACCGACCCUCUGUCCAGUGUGAGAACACAGUUCCUGCGUGGCUGCCUCACCCUUGGUGCCCUCCAACAGAAGAACACUCUCUCUCAGAAGCCAAUGAGCGCAGAGCAGGUCUAUCAUACUGUUGUGGUGCUGGCAGCCCGAGGUGUGUGUCGGUGCGUGUGUCGGGACGAGGUGUCCCAGCAGCUGGAGUGGGUGUUGCUGGAUGCCCACUUUGCCCUCCUCCAGAGCCUCAUUCAGCAAAAGAAGGCUGCUGGGUUGACCCAGGGUCAGGGCAAGCAGGGAGAGACGGAGAGACAGGCCUGGGUGGCCAAGAGGUGUCAGGCACUCACAGGUCUGAUCCGCCUCACCUCCAUCCCCGCCUGCAGGGAGCUGCUGGACAUGCAGGAGAAGGUCUGCCAGGUUGCCGUGGUAACGACUCCUCGUGACAGCCACGCGCUGUGUCUCCUGGGGCUGGCCCAGCUGGCUCAGUGUGACAACGAUCACGGCUCCCAGAGAUCAGAAGAAGGAGCCAAUGCCAACGCCUGCCUCAGCUUCCAGGCAAGCAUCGAACUGGAGGACAAGCCUCAGAGCGGAGAGCCACCCACACAGCUCACCAAGCAGCAGUGGUGGCAGGACAGGCUGGCAGCAGACAAGGAGACAGGCAGCCAGGGAGCGGGCGGGGGUGGCUCUGGGCCUUCUGACACUGCAGCGGCUGCCGGGAGAGGAUGUGGGCGUGGCUUGGGAGCUCCUGCUAGAGGUGGCACUGCGGCUGCAGCCAAGAACCCCACAAGAGGAGGCAAGACUGCCCCUCCAGCCAAAAACACCCCCUCUACUGCCCCUCCAGCCAAAAACACCCCCUCUACUGCCCCUCCAGCCAAAAACACGCCCUCUACUGCCCCUCCAGCCAAAAACACUGUCUCUCCAGCCAGCAGGGGGCAAGGUGGAACAGCCAAAACUCCUGGCCCGGCCAAGCCCAGCAGUUCCAAGACCCAGCUCAUCUCCCCCAGCAAGUCUAAACCAGACUGCUCCCCAAGCCCAGCCAAACCUGGGCCCACAGAAGAGUCAGCUGUGGCAGAGAGCGGCAACGUUCUCCCCAAAGCUCUGUUGAACCGUCGAUCCCAUGCCCCUCGCCUCGGCUUGGCCCGCGCCCUCUCCCGCUCCGCAGACAGCCACGACCAGGUACGCAAGCUCUACCAGGAGGUCAUCACCAUGGCACCAGAGGUCCACGAUGCGUACAUUGAGCUGGCAGAGAUGCUGGGGGAGUCAGACCCCCUGGCUGCUGUAGAGGUGUACUGUCGGUUCCCCCUGAAGCCCGUCUCAGAGCAGAACUUUGACGACGCCUUCAUCACUGGAGAGAUCGUACGCAUCCUGAUGAAACAAGGCCUCUACGAGCACCCAGAGCUGGGACACAACCUCAUCGCCUACGGGAAGGUCAUGGGCCUGGGUUGCCUUGAGAAAUACAUCGACAUCCUUGAAGGGAAGUUCAUGAGCAGCCUUCUAAAGAGAGUGUAUGCUGGGAUCCAUGAGAAAUCAGUGGAAGACAAGGAUCUGCAGGACUUCUUCAAGUUCAAGUGCUGGAUAUGAAUUUUCCUUUCAUAAAGAGAGACGGGCUGUUUAUUCCUUGAUCAAAGUAUGAAUGUAUCUCUUUAGACCUAUAGACUAGUCACAUCAUCUUUAGACCAAUCGGCUAGUCGACAGAGUGAAACAUCUGUUAAUCUACUUCAUCACCCUCCCGGAUCCGGGAUCCUCCUCAUCAAAAAAGCUGACUAGCAUAGCCUAGCCUAACGGGACAGGGAUAUCAUAUAAUAUAAAUUUCAUGAAAUCACAAGUCCAAUACAGCAAAUGAAAGAUAAACGUCUUGUGAAUCCAGCCAUUAUUUCUGAUUUUUUAAGUGUUUUACAGCGAAAACACAAUAUAGAAUUAUAUUAGCUUACCACAAUAGCCAAACACACAAACGCAUUUAUUCACCGCAAAGGUAGCUUUCGCAAAAACCAGCAAAAGAUAUAAAAUGAAUCACUAACCUUUGGACAAAUUCAUCAGAUGACAGUCUUAUGUUAUACAAUACACUUAUGUUUUGUUCGAAAAUGUGCAUAUUUAUAGCUACAAAUCCUGGUUAUACAUUGUGAAUACGUAGCAACGAUUCACCAGAAUCUCCGGAGAUAUUUUGGACACUCACCUAAUCUGACCAAAGAACUCAUCAUAAACUUUACAUAAAAAUACUUGUUGUAUGGCAAAUGAAAGAUACACUGGUUCUUAAUGCAAACGCUGUGUUAGAUUUUAAAAAAUAACUUUACCACAACAUACAGCUUGGGUUAUUGUGAGACAGCGCUCACCAACACGGCGGAGAAUAGACAUCAACAUAUUACACAGAAAUACGAAAUCACAUCAUAAAUGUUGUCUUACUUUUGCUGAGCUUCCAUCAGAAUGUUGUACAAGGAGUCCUAUUUCCAGAAUAAAUCGUUGUUUGGUUUUAGAAUGUCCAUUUCUUCUGUCGAAUAUGCGCCACAAUGCUAGCCAAGGUUGCUAACAUUCCCAUCCUCUCUUGGCACAAAGAACGGAAAACUCGAAAAGUCCCAAUAAACGUUGAAUAAACUGAUAAAACUCGGUUGAAAAAACCUACUUUAUGAUGUUAUUAUCAUAUGUAUCAAAUAAAAUCAGAGCCGGAGAUAUUCGCAGUGUAUACCGAACGCUUUUCAGAAGACAAUGUCGAGGUCCCUCGCGCGCCGUCGAAGACAAAGAAAAUACUGGACCUGUCACUCCAAAAGCUCUUGUUCGGCCUCAGAUCAAGCUAGACACCCCAUUCCACCUUCCACUGCCUGUUGACAUCUAGUGGAAGGCGUAUGAAGUGCAUACAUAUCGAUAAAUAAAAGCCAGUUGAAUAGGCAGGCCCCGAAACAGAGCCUCGUUUUCAGAUUUUUCACUUCCUGUACGGAAGUUUGCUGCCAAAUGAGUUCUGUUUUACAGAUAUAAUUCAAACAGUUUUAGAAACUUGAGUGUUUUCUAUCCAAUAGUAAUAAUACUAUGCAUAUUGUAUGAUCUAGAACAGAGCACGAGGCCGUUUCAUUUGGGCACAAUUUUUUCCAAAGUGAAAACAGCGCCCCCGUAUUGACAAGAAGUUUUAACAAUAAGAUUACCUUUAAAAUGAUAUAAGACACAUGAAUGUCUCAGGAAUUUUAAUUAUGAUAUUUCUGUUUUUUGAAUUUGGUCCCCUGCACUUCGACUGGCUGUUGUCAUAUCGAUCCCGUUAACGGGACUGCAGCCAUAAGAAGUUUUAAGGAUUCACAUGUGAGGCCAUGUGCUAAACAGAGUGAGUGAGGUGGUGUAGUAAACAACCAAAGAUUUCAAGACUAAAAGUGGUGAAGUAGUAGCCUACAAUAAAUAAAAACUCCAGGUUAAAAUACACUUUAUCUAGUCCUUGGCCUUUUUCCUAAUCUGACUUUGGUGCAGGUCGUGUUGUUCUUCACAUGACUGCCUGGUAAAACACCCAUUAUAUCAAAUACAUUCAAAGUGUAUUUAUCACAUGCACAGGAUACAGAAGGGGUAGACAAUACAUGGUUAUUUGCAUAGUAGCACUAUCAAAUAUAGAACGUGUCCAGGUAAAUAUUGUAUGAAUAUUUUAUAAUUAUUAGAUGAUUCUUACCCAGACACACGUGUCUAAAUUGAUGGGUCAUGUGAAGGAAAUGCUAUAACCACCCCUCCGCCACAUCUAACUAAGUGGAUGGGUCACUAUUGUCUAAGUGAAGUUUUAGCUAAACAAUUAACCUAACAGUGCUUUGAAGACAACUGAGAACUUGGAAAAAUAUGAGGUCAAAUCAUGGUCGGAAAUCCGGGACUCUAGAAAGAGGCCCAAGUUCCCGAGUUGGAAUUCCAAGUGGGAUGACAAUUCAAAAUGAUUUUUUCCCCGGCAGGUUAAAUGUUAGCUAGCUAGCUAACAUUAGGCUAUAACUAGCAAUUCAAAUAGCUUUCGGAGAUAAAAAUAAUAUUACUACCCAGAUCAUACACAUAACUUUAGCUAGCGAGCUUCUUCACUUUUACUUGGUACUCAUCCCGGAUCCGGGAGCACCCUCAUCAGUAAAAAAGCUGACUAGCAUAGCCUAGCAUAGCACCACAAGUAAAUACUAGCAUCUAAAUAUCAUGAAAUCACAAGUCCAAGACACCAGAUGAAAGAUACACAUCUUGUGAAUCCAGCCAUCAUUUCUGAUUUUUAAAAUGUUUUACAGGGAAGACACAAUAUGUAUUUCUAUUAGCUAACCACGAUAGCAAAAGACCCAACUUUUUUUUCUCCACCAUUUUUUUACUGCAUAGGUAGCUAUCACAAAUUCGACCAAAUAAAGAUAUAAAUAGUCACUAACCAAGAAACAAUUUCAUCAGAUGACAGUCUGAUAACAUAUUUAUUGUAUAGCAUAUGUUUUGUUCGAAAAAUGUGCAUAUUUCAGGUAUAAAUCAUAGUUUUACAUUGCAGCCACCAUCACAAAAUCUCACCAAAGCAGCUAGAAUAACUACAGAGACCAAUGUGAAUUACUUAAAUACUCAUCAUAAAACAUUUAUGAAAAAUACACAGAGUACAGCAAAUGAAAGACAAACAUAUUGUGAAUCCAGACAAUAUUUCAGAUUUUUUAAGUGUUUUACAGUGAAAACACAAUAUAGCAUUAUAUUAGCUUACUACAAUAGCCUACCACACAGCCCCAUUCAUUCAACAUAACGUUAGCGAUAGCUAAUAAACCAGCAAAAGAUAUACAUUUUUUCACUAACCUUCUCAAACUCCAUCAGAUGACAGUCCUGUAACAUCAUAUUACACAAUACAUAUAUGGUUUGUUCGAAAAUGUGCAUAUUUAGCGGCACAAAUCAUGGUUAUACAAUGAGAAUAGUAGCCAAAACUGCAAACAAAAUGUCGGGAGAAAUCUUGGGAGAGGCACUAAUCAAUAACUCAAUAACUAAUCAUAAACUUGACUAAAAAAUACAGGUUGGACAGCAAAUUAAAGAUACAUUAGUUCUUAAUGCAACCGCUGUGUAGAUUUUUUAAAUUAACGUUACUACGACAUACAGCGUACGUUAAAGCGAGGCCGCGCCGAAAUUAAUGGCGGAAUAAUAGUUUAACAUUUUUGACACAUAUACGAAUUAACAUCAUAAAUAGUUCUUACUAUUUGAUGAGCUUCCAUCAGAAUCUUGUACAAGUUGUCCUUUGUCCAGAAUAAUCGUUGCUCGGUUGUAGAUUGUCGUCUUCAACUUUGGAAUUAGCAGCAAACAUUAGCCAUGUGGCGCAGAUGUGUCCAAAUCCCCAGAACGCAGCACAAAGAAAAUACCCAAAAUCGCAAUAUACUGAUAUAAACUGAUAUAACUCGGUUUAAAAUAUCUACAUUAUGAUGUUUUUAACACGUAUAUCGAAUAAAAUCAGAGCCGGAUAUAUCUAACGCCUAUAACAACAGCUUUUCAGAACGCAAUCCUGAGGUCUGUCUCGCGCAAUGACGAACGUUGAAAAGACUGCACCCCCGGUUCCAAGAGCUCUUGUUCGGCCUCAUAUUUACCUAGACACCCCAUUCCAAUUCUCACUGCUUACUGACAUCUAGGGGAAGGCGUAUGCAGUGCAUGUAGACCCAUAGAUUACAUGCAAAUUAAUAAACUGACCCUGGAACAGAGCCCCCGAUUUCAGAUUUCUCACUUCCUGACAGGAAGUUUGCUGCAAAAUGAGUUCUGUUUUACUCACAGAUAUAAUUCAAACGGUUUUAGAAACUAGAGAGUGUUUUCUAUCCAAUAGUAAUAAUAAUAUGCAUAUUGUACGAGCAAGAAUUGAGUACGAGGCAGUUUAAUUUGGGAACGAAUUUUUACAAAGUCGAAAUGGCGCCCCCCUAAUGAGAAAAG
Molecule: messenger RNA, 7799 nt
Organism: Salvelinus fontinalis (brook trout)
Lineage: Eukaryota; Metazoa; Chordata; Actinopteri; Salmoniformes; Salmonidae
Exons: 20
Coding region: 96-3524 (1142 amino acids)
Biological process (GO): protein polyubiquitination; ubiquitin-dependent protein catabolic process
Molecular function (GO): protein binding; ubiquitin protein ligase activity
Source: RefSeq, a predicted model, not a curated record